AUGGGCGAGAUCCGGAGGCGGGGCUCCAAGGACCCUUUGGUGAAAGCCGUCUUACUCCUGGAUGAGCCAGCGGACCCCGGCAACAAGGGAGAUCUCGCCGUCAAGCGCCAAGCGGUCAAACCCCCUCAGCUUUACGACACCCCCUAUGAGCCGUCGAAGGUGGGGGGUCCCCAACCGGACGCCUGGUUGCCCGAGAACGAUGAACGGCCGCCGGCUGAGUACGAACAGCCCUGGGAGUGGAAAAAGGACCAAAUUGUGAAAGCUCUUUCAGUCCAGUUUGAGAGCUCAGAGCGAGCAGCAGCAGCAUCCAAAGAAGAAGCUCAGGUGCCGCCCCGGCAGCAGCAUCGCCGCCAGAGAAGCUGGCCCUCCAAGAUGGUGAAGCCCACGGGGACGGCAGACCCUGGCGCCGAUGGGGAGCACGUGGAUCCCGCCUUAGCCCUGGAGAAACAGCCGUGGUUUCACGGGGCCAUCACACGAGCCGAGGCCGAGAACCGGUUGCAGCUCAGCAAGGAAGCCGGAUACUUGGUGCGGACCAGCGAGACGGGCACCAGCAAGUACUCCAUUGCGCUGAAGACCAGCCAGGGCUGCGUCCACAUCAUCGUCGCCCAGACGAAGGAUCACAAAUACACCCUCGACCAGACGGGCGGACUCUUCGACAGCGUCCCCGAGGUGGUGCGCUACUACUCCGCCGAGAAACUGCCCUUCAAAGGAGCCGAGCACAUGACCCUCCGGCACCCCGUUCCCAGCCCUGGCAAGACCCACUAGCCCCACGCGUCAGAACUGGCCGGAGGAACGGGGCAGGGGUGUGCGUCGGUAGCCAUGUUCGGCCCCCAGAGCAACCAGGGACCAUAACAGUCCCCCAGCUCGCAUUACCCAAAAUACUAAAUUUGCCUCUAACCUCUUUCCUUCCUUGUCACAGAGCUGUUUCGUGCAAUGCAAUUCUCUUCCAGGUAAUUUUGCUCCGACAGCCGUUCAUAUGAAGAAGAGGAAGAGGAAGAAGAGGAGGAGGAGUUUGGAUUUAUAUCCCCCCUUUCUCUCCUGCAAGGAGACUCAAAGGGGCUUACAAUCUCCUUUCCCUUC
Messenger RNA from Sphaerodactylus townsendi, 1080 nucleotides. Its product is annotated as SH2 domain-containing adapter protein E-like. The record is from RefSeq and is a predicted model, not a curated record. Gene Ontology annotation, molecular function: phosphotyrosine residue binding. The coding region runs from base 1 to 765 and encodes 254 amino acids. The transcript is spliced from 5 exons. Lineage: Eukaryota; Metazoa; Chordata; Lepidosauria; Squamata; Sphaerodactylidae.